AUGAGUGAUAGCGAAGACGUGGCGCUCUCAGAGCUCUCAUCGAGAAAUGGAAUUAAAAAGGAAGAUGAAGAGAUGCCAUUGGCUCAGUUGAACGGGAAUGGGAAUGCCAAACUGCGUAAGCGGAAGCACUCAGAAAAGAGUAAAGACGAUCACAAAGACAAGAAGAGGAAAAAGGAAAAGAAGCUGUCGAAGGAAAAAGUCAACAACAAGGUGAAGGACGAAUCAAUAUCUGCUCCCGUGACGCCAAAGAAGACGCCCAAAAUUUCCAAGACACCUGUGUCUGCUACCUCAUCUCCCGCACCCAAGAAGGAAGACUCUGUAGAGACAGACGAAGGGUACAAGUGGUGGGAGGAUGAGAACUUUGGCGAGGGUGACGAGAGAUGGCAGACUCUUGAGCACAACGGUGUUCUAUUUCCGCCUCCUUACGAGCCUCUACCCAGCUACGUGAAGUUAUACUACGAAGGAAAGCCAGUCGACUUGCCUCCACUUGCGGAGGAAGUGGCAGGAUAUUUUGCCGCUAUGAUCGAAACUGACCAUGCUAAGAAUCCAGUGUUCCAACAGAACUUCUUCAACGAUUUCCUUCAGGUUUUGAAAGAAGGCGGUGGGUACAAUGUAGACAUCAAAGAGUUCAGCAAAUGCGACUUCUCAAAGAUGGCUGCGUUUUUCGAGAAACAACGAGAGGAGAAGAAGAGCAUGAGCAAAGCUGAAAAACAACGAAUCAAGGAAGAGAAGGAGAAACUAGAAGAGCCAUUCAAGACUUGUCUCAUGGAUGGACGUAGAGAGAACGUUGGUAACUUCAGAGUUGAGCCUCCUGGCCUCUUCCGUGGUCGUGGUGCACACCCAAAGACAGGUAAAUUCAAAAGGAGAGUUUUUCCUGAAGACAUCACGCUCAAUUUGGGAGAAGGUGCACCAAUCCCCCCUCCCCCAGAGGGCCACCAAUGGGGUGGCAUCAGACACGAUAAAACAGUGGUGUGGUUGGCCAUGUGGCGUGAAAACAUUUCAGACACUUUUAAGUACGUUAAGUUGGCUGCAAACUCCUCCAUCAAAGGUAUCUCCGAUAUGAAAAAGUUCGAAACUGCCAGGAAGCUCAAGGAUCACAUUGAGAGAAUCAGAGCUGACUACCAAAAGAUGUUGAAGGAUCAGUUUAUGCAAAAUAGACAGAUUGCAACAGCAACCUACUUGAUUGAUAUUUUUGCGCUAAGAGCAGGCGGAGAAAAAGGUGAAGACGAAGCCGACACUGUCGGUUGUUGUUCACUCAGGUACGAGCAUGUCACACUCAAACCACCUAACAAGGUGAUUUUUGAUUUCCUUGGUAAAGACUCCAUCAGAUUUUACCAGGAAGUGGAAGUGGAUCGUCAGGUCUUCAAGAAUUUGCGAAUUUUUAAGAAGGAGCCUAAGGGUCCCGGCGACGAUUUGUUCGAUCGUAUCACACCAACUAUAUUGAACAAGCACUUGCAGAACUACAUGAAGGGUCUUACCGCCAAGGUGUUCCGUACAUAUAAUGCCUCGAAAACCAUGCAAGAUCAAAUGGACUUGAUCUCAAACGAAGGUACAGUGGCUGAAAAAGUCGUUAAAUACAAUGCGGCAAACAGAACCGUGGCUAUCUUGUGUAAUCACCAGCGUACGGUAAGCAAGAACCACGAACAAGCAGUGAAGCGCAUCAACGACAAGAUCAGGGAGCUAGAGUGGCAGAAAAUUAGACUCAAGAAGAUGAUCUUGGAUAUUGAUGAGACUGAAAAGAAAGAUAAUCCCAAAUAUUUCGAGGAGCUUGACGAUCUAACGAACGAUGAGAUGAAUGUCAUAGUUGAGCGUGUCAUCGAAAGACAAAAAGACCAGGCUGAAAAGAAGUGGAACAGAGACAACGAAAAGCGCAAGAUGGAGAAGGAGGAAUUGCUCACCAAAGCGGACUUGCAGGAAAAGCUUGAUAAGAUUGAGGAGACCAGGAAGGAUUACCUAGAAGAGAUCAAGACUGGCGUUGUGAGAGCCACCAAGGGCUCUUCAGUCUCAUCGUUGAAGAGCAAAGUUGAGACAGUGGAGAACAGAAUUGUGAAUACUAGCUACCAGCUCAAAGACAAAGAGGACAACUCAGAGGUCUCUUUGGGUACUUCGAAGAUGAACUAUAUUGACCCACGUUUGACCGUGGUAUUUGCGAAGAAGUUUAAUGUUCCAAUUGAGAAGCUUUUCACGAAAACACUCCGAGACAAGUUUAACUGGGCCAUUGAGUCCACCGACGAGAAUUGGCGGUUCUAA
Molecule: messenger RNA, 2250 nt
Organism: Candidozyma auris
Lineage: Eukaryota; Fungi; Ascomycota; Pichiomycetes; Serinales; Metschnikowiaceae
Gene: TOP1
Product: DNA topoisomerase 1
Exons: 1
Coding region: 1-2250 (749 amino acids)
Biological process (GO): DNA replication; DNA topological change; chromosome segregation
Cellular component (GO): chromosome; nucleolus
Molecular function (GO): DNA binding; DNA topoisomerase type I (single strand cut, ATP-independent) activity
Source: RefSeq, a predicted model, not a curated record